AUGGCGUAUGAAUACGCAGUAAAACAUAGUGUGCCUAAUAACUUUAAUAAUGCUACUCAAAUGGCCGGCAAAGACUGGCUUAAAGGCUUCAUGAAGCGAAACAAUUUAUAUGUCCGCAAAACAGAAGGAACGAGUUUAAAUAGAGCGAUUGCAUUUAAUAAGGAUGAAGUUUAUAUAUUUUUUAAGCUCUUGGGAGACUUGAUAGAGAAAUUCAAUUUUCCUCCUAGAAAUAUUUUUGAUGUCGACGAGACAGGAAUCACCUCUGUGCAAGAUCUGGGAAAAAUUGUGGCAGAGAAAGGCCAAAAGCGUGUCGGGUCGAUAACCAGUGGUGAAAGAGGGCAAACAGUAACAGCUGUCUGUGCAAUGAGUGCGACGGGAAUAUUUGUCCCACCCAUGCUUAUUUAUCCCCGUCAGAGACAUUCUGUAGCACUAGAAGCAGAUGGGCCAAGAGGUGCACUCUACCGCUGUUCAAAAAAUGGUUGGAUAAAUGAAAAUUUAUUUGUGGACUGGUUGAAGCACUUUGCGAAUCAUACGAAGCCUUCGGAAAAAGAUCCUAUUCUUCUCAUUCUUGACAAUCAUUCGAGCCAUAUAUCAAUAAAAGCUUAUGAGUUAUGCAAAUCAAACAACAUCGUAAUGCUGUCUCUCCCACCACACGGAUCACACAGAAUCCAACCGAUGGACGUAUCAAUUUAUGGACCUUUUAACGGUUUAUAA
Messenger RNA from Pieris macdunnoughi, 714 nucleotides. The record is from the annotation of a GenBank genome assembly. NCBI's taxonomy places the organism in Eukaryota, Metazoa, Arthropoda, Insecta, Lepidoptera, Pieridae.